CUAAAGCCCAUCUCAAUAAUUAGUGUGACACAGAGAACCUGAUGCCACCUCUCCGGAUUGUCCCAAGCCAUUUACUUUCCCAGCUGUAUUGUGGAUUGAAGCCUCCAGCCUCUAUACAAACCAAGAUUUGCCUAACAAUGGCCCGUCCAAGUUCAAGUAUGGCUGACUUCCGGAAGUUUUUUGCAAAAGCCAAGCACAUAGUCAUCAUUUCCGGGGCUGGCGUCAGUGCUGAGAGUGGGGUACCGACGUUCAGAGGAGCGGGAGGUUAUUGGAGAAAAUGGAAAGCUCAGGACCUGGCCACCCCUCAGGCCUUUGCCCGAAACCCAUCCCAGGUGUGGGAGUUCUACCACUACCGGCGGGAGGUGGUGCAGAGCAAGGAGCCCAACGCCGGUCAUCUGGCCAUCGCUGAGUGUGAGGCCCGGCUGGGCAGGCAGGGCCGACGGGUCACGGUCAUCACGCAGAACAUCGAUGAGCUGCACCGCAAGGCUGGCACCAAGAACCUUCUGGAAAUCCAUGGUAGCUUAUUUAAAACUCGAUGUACCUCUUGUGGAGUUGUGGCUGAGAAUUACAAGAGUCCAAUUUGUCCAGCUUUAUCAGGAAAGGGGGCUCCAGAACCUGAAACUCAAGAUGCUAGAAUCCCAGUGGAGAAACUUCCCCGGUGUGAAGAGGCAGCAUGCGGGGGCCUGCUGCGACCUCACGUGGUGUGGUUUGGAGAAAACCUGGACCCUGCCAUCCUGGAGGAGGCUGGCAGGGAGCUGGCCCUCUGUGACUUGUGUCUAGUGGUGGGAACUUCCUCGGUGGUCUACCCCGCCGCCAUGUUUGCUCCCCAGGUGUCUGCCCGGGGGGUACCGGUGGCCGAAUUUAACAUAGAAGCCACCCCUGCAGCGAACAGAUUCAGGUUUCAUUUCCAGGGGCCAUGUGGGACGAUGCUUCCUGAAGCCCUUGCGCCUCAUGAAACUGAAACUGUUUCUUAAUUGCCCUGAGGAAGGAAUAAAUCACAGCGCAUCUUGAAGUACCAGGCCACCAACAGGAGAGACAGUCUUGUGGAUGGUGAGCUGAAUACUGAAAGGUCUGAAUGUAUCUUCUGGAAUCCAAACUGCUGAUAAGUGACGGGACUUAGAGGAAAUAGUAGUGAACGUGUUUAGAAGGAGAAGUCACAGAACUUCUCAAGUCAAUUCACGUUAUUUGGUUUGAACCUAAACAUAAGAUACCUCUGAUGUGUUUGGUUGGUUACCGGGAGGGAAACAACUUUGUAAUUAGAUUGUCUAAAAAAAGUAAUUUUUUUUUUGCUAUUUGGGUAGAGGGGUAAAACCCUGGUAUUUCUGAUUUUUGUGCAAGGUUUGGUGGAAAAUAAAAUCCCUUUCUACAGCAGGUAAUUGACUGUA
This is a messenger RNA of Lipotes vexillifer (Yangtze River dolphin), 1385 nucleotides long. It is a transcript of the gene SIRT5, whose product is annotated as sirtuin 5. Gene Ontology annotation, cellular component: nucleus. NCBI's taxonomy places the organism in Eukaryota, Metazoa, Chordata, Mammalia, Artiodactyla, Lipotidae. Gene Ontology annotation, molecular function: protein-succinyllysine desuccinylase activity; NAD+ binding; protein-malonyllysine demalonylase activity. The coding region runs from base 42 to 974 and encodes 310 amino acids. The record is from RefSeq and is a predicted model, not a curated record. The transcript has 8 exons.